Messenger RNA from Strongylocentrotus purpuratus (purple sea urchin), 6584 nucleotides. RefSeq names its product alpha-aminoadipic semialdehyde synthase, mitochondrial (gene aass). The record is from RefSeq and is a predicted model, not a curated record. Gene Ontology annotation, cellular component: cytoplasm. Lineage: Eukaryota; Metazoa; Echinodermata; Echinoidea; Camarodonta; Strongylocentrotidae. Bases 523 to 3366 code for a protein of 947 amino acids. The transcript is spliced from 21 exons. Gene Ontology annotation, molecular function: saccharopine dehydrogenase activity.
AAAUCCAUAUCGACUAUACUGACGCCGCGCCGUGCAUGAAAUUACUGCUUCACACGGAUGUAGAUUUGAAUAAGUUACAGGGCUUAGGUAUUCGUUAGUUCUACUCUUCCCAACAGCUGCAACAGAAAAAAGGGGAAAAUAAGAAGUACUGAACAAAAAUCGUCUGAAGUGAAAAGAAUCAGUCACGAAUAGCCUGGCACAAGUGGAAGAAACACAAGCAAGUUCAAAGCCUUGGCCUGGCUUGACCUGGUUUAUCAUUAUCAAGCCGAAGCCAAGGUGGAUAUUCGGCCAUUCGGAGUAUUACGACUCAGACUUCAGAGUCAAAGUUUUAUCUUGGAGUUGGGCCUUGGCUAAAACCUAGGCCAGGAUCUCAGAAUCAGAUUCAGAUUAAGAAGACUGAAAGGCAGAAUAAGAAUAAGAUUUCGCCCAUCAAGCAAGGCAGCUGCGUGUGCGUCAAAUGUUUGUGGAUAUCGUGCAAUAAACUAGUCUCUUCAGUCCAAAGACCAUCGCAUUGACGUUACCAUGUGGCGUGUGAAGCCCCUGGCUUUGGGUUCUUUCCCUUCGCUGAUGUCCCGUGUCGGAUUGUGCCGCCAUGCAAGUGCAGCAGCAGCAGCGGGGAAGGGUAAGCAGCGAACCAUGGCGAUCAGACGGGAGGACUAUGGCUCACAAUGGGAAAGAAGAGCACCGCUGAAUCCAUUACAUGUCAAAUCAUUGGUCGAUCAGGGUGUCAAAGUACUUGUACAACCUUCCAACAGACGUGCAUACCCAAUGCAGGAGUAUGAGAGAUGUGGUGCCAUCAUCCAAGAAGACAUCAGCGAAGCAUCCCUCAUCAUGGGUGUGAAGCAAGUCCCCAUUCCACGCCUCAUACCAAGCAAGACUUACUGCUUCUUCUCCCACACCAUCAAAGCACAGACGGAAAACAUGCCCAUGUUAGAUCAGCUGAUAGAAAGGAACGUACGGCUUCUGGAUUACGAGAAGAUUGUAGAUGAAAACGGCAAACGUUUGGUGGCUUUUGGAAAGUUUGCUGGUAUUGCAGGGAUGAUCAACAUUCUACACGGCAUUGGACUCAGACUUCUAGCCCUGGGGCAUCACACACCAUUCAUUCAUAUAGCAGCUGCACACAACUACAGGAGUAGUAGCAUGGCACGGCAAGCCAUCAGAGAUGCAGGGUACGAGAUCUCAUUAGGUCUGAUGCCAAAGUCUGUCGGUCCCAUGACGUUUGUCUUCAUGGGGUCUGGAAACGUGUCACAAGGGGCAAAGGAAAUGAUAGAUGAGCUACCAGUUGAGUAUGUUGAGCCCCAGGAUCUAAAAGAAGUUGCACAACACGGAGAUACGAGGAAGAUUUAUGCAACGGUGGUCAACAGAAAAGACCAUCUUGUGAGGAAGGAUGGAGGAGAAUUUGAGGCAGCUGAAUAUGAUGAUUAUCCUGAAAGAUACAAGUCAGUCUUUAAUGAAGAGAUUGGUCCAUGGGCAUCCUGCAUCAUCAAUGGUAUCUUCUGGGACACGAAGCACCCUCGCUUCCUGACCAACAUGGACACCCAGACCCUCCUCGGUCCCAUGCACGUCCAACCGACCUCCGAGCCUGGCUGCCCCACCCUCCCGCAUCGCCUCCUGGCCAUCUGUGACAUCACUGCGGACCCAGGCGGUUCCAUAGAGUUCAUCACCGACUGCACCACCAUCGAGUCACCGUUCUGCCUCUACGACGCCGACCAUCGCCACCAGCACUUCAAGUCCCUGAGGUUCUCUGGGGAUGGUGUCCUGGUGUGCUCCAUUGAUAACAUGCCUGCGCAGUUGCCACGUGAAGCCACCGACUUCUUUGGUGGUCUCUUGUACCCUCUUGUACCUGAACUGUUGACAUCUGAUGCUACCAAGCCUAUUGAGGAAGAGAACUUCUCAAGAGUCGUAAAUGAUGCUAUCAUAUGUUCCAAUGGCAAACUAACGCAAGGCUACCAGUACAUCCAAGCUCUGAGGGAUAAGAUCGAUCCGAGAAUCCCAAUAGACAUGGCUACAGCAGAGAAGAAGGUUCUGGUCUUAGGCUCCGGCAUGAUGGUACCUCCUGUCAUUGAUUACCUGACCAGAGACAACAGUCUAGCCUGUACUAUAGCUUCUGAUACGAAGGAAGUCGCUGAGGGUCUAGCAAGUCGCUACCCUAACACAGGUGCUCUCUAUCUUAAUGUUGACAUGCAUCCAGAAUUACUCAGCAAAUGCAUCAAGGAACAUGACCUGGUUAUGAGUAUGUUGCCUCUUCAUCUACAUAGUCGUAUUGCCAAGAUGUGCGUAGAGCAUAAACGACACUUGGCCACAACCAGCUACACAUCACCGGAACUCAGAGCCCUACAACAAAAUGCUGUGGAUGCUGGUAUAACCAUAAUAACAGAAUGUGGAUUGGAUCCGGGGAUUGAUCACAUGCUGGCUAUGGAAUGCUUUGAGAAUGUCAAACAACUAGGAGGAAAGGUGAAACUGUUUGAGUCAUGGUGUGGUGGUCUUCCAGCUCCAGAGUUUUCAGCCAAUCCUCUCAAGUACAAGUUCAGUUGGAGCCCUGCGACAGCUCUGCUCGCCAUGACCCGAGAUGCCAAGUACCUCAAGGACCAGCAAGAGAUCUACCUCCCUCCCGGGAUGCACAUGGAUGCAUCGAAUGUUAACAGCUUCAACUUCCUACCAGGGUUCAACCUGGAAGGCUACUGCAACCGUGAUGCCAUGCAAUACGUCUUCCUCUACGGAAUCCCAACAGCGGAUAAUAUCAUCAGGGGCACGCUCAGAUACAAGGGAUAUUGUCACGUUGUUACUGGGCUGAGGAUGAUUGGCAUAGCGGAUGAGAACCCACACCCUGCCCUAGAUGAAGAUGCUCCAGAGAUCACAUGGAGAGAGCUGCUAUGUGUGACCAUGGGAGCAAGCAUGGGUAAGGAGUUCACCGAGGAGGAAGCGAUCAACAUGGUGUUUGAAGCAGUGGGCAGGGACCAGCAGAGACUACAAGCAGUCAGAGAUUUGGGACUCCUGUCGGAUACCGUGGUUACGAAGCAGGGUUCUCCUCUCAUGACUCUCUCUCAUCACUUGUCUCAGAAGCUUUCAUAUGGUGAAGGAGAGCGUGACCUGGUGAUCAUGCGUAAUGUGAUUGGUGUGGACUGGCCGGACGGUACUCAGACCCAUGAAGAGAUAGGAUUGACCGUCUAUGGAGAGCCAAACGGUCUCUCAGCUAUGGCUAUGACUGUAGGUUACCCGGUAGCCAUUGCAGCCAAGAUGGUGCUAGAAGGUGAGAUUCAGACGAAGGGUAUAGUCCUACCCCUGUCCAAGGACGUCUACAAGCCAAUCUUGAACCGUCUCAAGGCCGAAGGCAUCCGUGCGUCCACCCGCUCUAUCAAGGUCUAAACACCACUCCCAAACCCUGCUGAAACCAAGCUGCACAAACCUGAGGGGAGUUUCACAAAACUUGUCAUCAGUGACAAAUGACAGUUUUUGUUAUAAGCUACUGAAAUCCUUGCUUCUAACUGAUUUUUGUCAUUUGUCAUUGAAAAAAUGCUUUGUGAAACAGGUCCCUGUAUCAUACCUGUGAGAAAUAGACACCUUUGAACAUAUUGUGAAUAGUUCUAAUCCAGAGUUACCUCUUUUUAUAGUCUGCAACAUCUCCAAGAGCAGAAGGCAUCAGCGUGACUCCAGGGCCCCAUUUCACAAAACUUGUCAUCAGUGACAAAUGACAGUUUACGUUAUAAGCUACUGAAAUCCUUGCUUCUGAUUGGUUAUCAGCAGAUUUGUCACUGAUUUUUGUCAUUUGAAAUUGAAAAAAGGCUUUGUGAAACGGGUCCCAGGACUCCUGAAACAACGUAAGGAACCUGAAGACAGUUCCCUUUGAGUGAUAGAUACUAAGCUUAAUCAGUGCCCGCUCUUACCCAGGCUGAGGACCAAAAUGAUGGAGCAUCGAAGGUUUUCAGUAGACUUCUGUAUCACGAUCACAGACAGACAGACAGACAGACAGACAGCUGAUGUUGCAUGUAUUGCUUUGAUUCUGGUGUGUGGGAGGUUUAUACCUCAUGACUUUUGCCUUUCAUGGUAGCUGAGAUUUAGAUUAACCUUUGUGUAUGUGUGUGCUGUGAGCAUUGUGUUUCUAUGAAUUGCGAUAAUGAUAAAAGAAAUGUUUUACAAUUUUGAAAGAUGCUUUAUGUGGCUUCCUGUCUAUGCGUGCAAACUGAAGUUUUGUUGAGCUGUGUAGCUUAAACAAACGAGCUUCCAUUGGUAGGGGAUAUUCAUAACGUGUAGUUCAAGCAUUUGGUAGAAGUUAAAACUAAGUCUUCUUCUGAUUAGUAGACAAGGGUAUUUAUACAAGUUCAUUGUUUAGUCUUCAUGUAUUCCACUGUUUACAUACAUUAUUUUUUAAAGUCCAUAUUUGUCAAAAAAAUUCUUCAUUUAAUUUCUUGGCUUUCAGCUUGUGCUUUGAAAUAUAUCACACUCUAUGCAAGACCUCAUUUGCAUGCAUUAUAAAAGUUUUUGAAAUGUUUCUAACUUAUAUUAUUCUUUAUGCUGGCAAAAAUGGUCCUACAACCAUUACUUUGUAUUAAGCAAUUUAGACACUCGCUGUUAAAAAGUACACAUGCCAGUCCCUUUUUUUAAAAACAAUGUGGCCAACUUGUAUGACCAAGUUUUGAAACAUGAAAUGUGCCAUUGACUAAUUUUUGCAAAAAUGGUUUACUCUAAUUGACCGUAUUCAAUGUACAGAUGUCUCUUCUCAGACACCCUGGUAAUGGACUCCAGGGUUAGAAUCAAAUUAGGUGCCAAAUUUAUUGUUAUAGGAAUAUCCUGGAGGUCUGGAGAUUUUUUUUGGUCACAGAAUUAUUGAACUUGAAUACAUUAUUAAGCAGGUUUGGAAUUGGUUGAUUUAUUUUGUAUGCUUGGUGAUAUAUUCUUUGCUUGGUUAUUGAAUGCACAUCAUAUUGUUUUAAGAGCAGAGUGUAUUCAGAUAGUGUAUCUGGUGUAAAUGGCUGAAAUCCACAGAGAGAUCUGGGUUGUUUUGUUUUCUACCUACUAUUUAUUGCUGGCUGUUUUUCAAUUAUUAAUCAGUUUAUCACCUUUCAUUUGUAUUCUCUUCUUCUGUGCUGUUCAAGAGGCUUUUUAAAACGUGUGAUAUUACCAUACAUUGUAUACGUACUUCCUAUGUAUUCUAUGGUGUAAAUGGUCAUAUUUACUUGCUAGUAUUGCAUUUUAAAUAAUAAUAAUAAUGAAAUAUAAUAUUAAUAAUAAUAGUUUGUUCUUGUAUAGCGCUCAUAUCUGUCAAACUUGACACUCCUGGCGCUUGUAUUACCCAAGCUUUAGCAAAAUAAUUCAAGAGAUGCAAUGUAUGAAGAAGCAUGUCACUGAUGUCUACUUCGUGUGUGUACAAACAUUCAGUUGUUCAUCGCAUGAAUUAUCUGCAGAGUUAAAGAAAAUUGACUAGAUGGAAUAUGAACCUCUUGGGCACUGACUGUGCCACAAACUCAUUUUCAGUAAGUUUUUAAAUGAUAUGGACAUGAUAAAUAAGUACAUGUAUUGGAUGAAUCCUGUUCUCUGCUGAUGUUAUGGCCAUUAGUACCAUUUAUUACCAUAACACAGCCUUAUUGCCGGCAGCUGAGGAUAUUGUACUUGUUUUGCAUUGUAUAAAUUAGUUUCAUAGUAAGUUUCUGUGUUUGCCUUUUUCAAUAUUCAUACCGUACUGUUGUACACAUGCCAUUACUAAGGAUUUUGUCAGGUUUGUUAUGGUUGGGUCACAACAAAAUCAUGAUUCUCUGAAUCUCUUCACAAGGUCACCUUACUUAGUACUUCGAAGCACAAAAUGUAUUGAGAAUAACAGAUACUGUUAACGCUUUACUUAUCAAGCGUACUGCAUUUACAAUGAAAGUGUUAUUUUGUAUUUAUGUGUAUCCCUCGUGAAGGUUUAAAAUCGCUAAAUUUGCAGUCUAGUGUCAGUAAAUUCAUAUGGUGAUAUUUCAUUGCCUCCAAAAAUAUAGAAAUAUUUUUGUAGGUGAACACAUAUUGAAUAUGUUUUAAUAGGAACCUAGGAAAGUAAUUGAAUAAGAAGUCAAGCUGAUAAGAAGCACAAAGUGGGAAGGUCAUGGCAUGAGGCAAUGUUUUUUUAAGUGUGAUUGAAACUGUAAGAGGUAUACGUGUGUGAGAGCAAUAUUGAACUAAAAUUCAAGCUAAAGAAAUACGAAAUACAAAGUAUUCUUAUUUUGAAUUCCUAGUAAGAGAGUAAAAUCGGUACACCAUAAAUUUAGCAUAGAAAGUAGAUUUUGUAACAGAAAUAUGGCGAAACAAUCUUUACUUUCAUGUUUCUAAAAAUGUGCCCACGAUGAAAAGAAAGUGGUUACUUGCAUGAUAAAUAUUUUAGAAUAGAUUUACUUCAAGCAUGUUGCAUGCAAUAGUAUUUUGGAAAUUAAUUAUAUUUUUAAUAUUUGGUUUCUCUCUUCUAUUGUGUACGAGUAAAGAAGGUUGAAGAGUUAUGAAUCGGCGAGUGGAAAGUUUCAAGAUAAGAUAUAUUGUUAUGAAAGGUGACUUCUAAUAGAUUGGAUGAGGGUGUAGAGUCUUUUUUUUAAUGAAAUAAAGUAUAUUCAAAUAUUCAA